This is a messenger RNA of Bubalus bubalis (water buffalo), 2053 nucleotides long. It is a transcript of the gene LRRC30, whose product is annotated as leucine rich repeat containing 30. Lineage: Eukaryota; Metazoa; Chordata; Mammalia; Artiodactyla; Bovidae. The transcript has a single exon. Gene Ontology annotation, molecular function: protein binding. The record is from RefSeq and is a predicted model, not a curated record. Bases 612 to 1517 code for a protein of 301 amino acids.
GGCUGUGAGAACAUAUAAUAAUAGCUUUGUGACCAGCAUUCAGCCCAGCUCUGCUCUGGGGUUGGGAUGAGCCUGAGACCUGCCGACACCCUGGCUUCAAUAUUCCCCCUUGGUUUCUCUCUGGAGAUGGGCUGGUUAAUCGCCCUGCUCAGCUGUGACACCCCCGAGAAGCCGAGAGGGGACAGUCAGAGGCGGCCUCGCCGUGACCUGCUUGCUCACACCAGACCAAUAAAGUGCAGGCGGAGUGACAGGGACAGCUGCUCUGUGGCGUUCAGAGGGAACCAAGCAGUUCAGUUCCUCAGCCUGGGGGACAAGUGUCUCACUACAGCCCUGCUUCUCUGAGAGCAGCCACCUCAACGCAGUCGGGGGUGCUCGCAGCUCUUGGAGCCACAGUCAGGCAUCUGGGACCCAAGGACCAGGCACCAGGGACCCCGAGAGCCGGGCAUUUGGGAUUCCCAUCCCCCUCACCCCCCCCCCCCCCAGUCCUACUCCACGUGCGGCACCACGGGCCACGGCUCCCAUCACCAGAUCGGCUCCCUGCUGGACUUUAGCAGCGGGGUCUGGACUCCAUCCCCAUCUGUGGCGACAGAGACGCUGGAGGAAGGAGGUACAUGGGGGCCAGGCAGUCUGGGGCCCGCCGCAAGGACAAGGGGCCCCUGGGGCGGGGGCUCCUGCGGGGGAGGCAGAAGUUCUCCUCCUGGGACGAUGCUCUGCUUCCUGGGAGGGACCCGCGCUGCCUGCUGAAGCGGGGGCUGCGGCAUGUCAGUUUCAGCCUGGUCACCAAGGGCAUGACGGACGCGCCCGACUUCCUGUGGGGCCUGUCGGAGAUGCAGAAGCUCAACCUGUCCCACAACCAGCUCCGGGCGGUCCCGCCCGAGCUGGGGAAGCUGACGCGGCUGGUGGUCCUGAACUUGUGCGGGAACCGCCUGAAGACGCUACCCCGGGAGGUCAGCCUCCUGCAGAGCCUCAAAGUCCUGUUCGUGCACAUGAACGGCCUGACGGAGCUGCCAGCGGAGCUGGGUGCCUGCCGGAGCUUGGAGGUCCUGAGCGCGUCGCACAACUGCCUGUCCCAGCUGCCCACCAGCCUCGCCGACCUGUCCCGGCUGCGCAAGCUGAACCUCAGCCACAACCGCUUUGCCCACAUCCCCGUCUGCGUGUUCUCGCUCAAGGAGCUGGACUUCCUGCACGUGGGCUCCAACCGCCUGGAGAACAUUGCCGAGAGCAUCCAGUGCCUGGCCGGCCUGCAGAUCUUCAUUGCUGAGGGCAACCACAUCCACACCUUCCCACGCUCGCUCUGCCUGCUCACAAGCCUUGAGCUGCUGAACCUGAACAACAAUGACAUCCAGAUGCUCCCUGCGGAGCUCUACAUGCUCUGCAGGCUGACCAGGAUCGCCUGGAACCCCAUGGACAAAGGGCUGCACAUUUCCCGCAACCCUUUAUCCAAGCCUCUGCCCGAGCUACUGGAGGGGGGUCUGGAGAUGCUCGUCAGUUACCUGAAGGACAGAAAACACACCUGAUGUGGGCGUUGGAGGCAUUGACAGACUCCGGCAGGAACUUUCCUAGUCUAAACCCUCUUCUCUUCCUGUUGCUGUGGGUCAAGGCUUGUGUUACUAUGUGCUAAGUUGUACUGAACACCCCUUCUAAGCCGGUGUUUGCGUUUUAGCUCUGUAUACUCCUAUAAAUGGGCUUCUUAGGUGGCUCACCAGUAAAGAAUCCACCUGCAAUGCAGGAGAUGCGGGUUCGAUCCCUGGGUAAUGGGAAGAUCCCAUGGAGGGGGGCAUGGUAACCCACUCCAGUAUUCUUGCCUAAAGAAUCCCAUGGACAGAGAAGCCUGGUGGGCUACAGUCCAUGGGGUCACAAAGAGUCUUAGCCUGCUGCCUCUCCCAAAAACCCGCAUAAUAUCAUCUCCUUCUGAAUAUCAGUGGAUAGAGGCUUCCCUGGUGGCUCAGAGGGUAAAGCGUCUGCCUGCAACGCAGGAGACCUGGGUUCGAUUCCUGGGUCGGGAAGAUCCCCUGGAGAAGGAAAUGGCAACCCACUCCAGUACUCUUGCCUG